GGUUAGGAAAAAAAAAUCAUCCAAAAAUCUCUCAACAAUCUCAGAGGCCAAUCAUAAUCACAAAGCUUUGCCUCACCCGUUUUAAAAACUGUCCAAUUAAAUACCUGCUGCGAAUGCACAAACCCAUGUUGUGUUGUGUCGACGUGUGCUGUGCUGUGAAUUAAGCAAGACCCAAUUCGAAGGAAACCGAGACGGGAACGGCACGGGGCUUGGGACAGAGACGACAGCAUGCCCAGGGACUUUUCUCCCGAGCGGUCGAUCUCGAUCGUUUCGGCGGUCCUCUUUGGCCUCGCCGCGCGCUGGACGGUCCGGAACAUCCGGAGGGAGCGCAUCCGCAAGGCCCGCAGCGGGUGGGCCAUCUACUACCCGGGGGAGGACGACGACGACGACAACGACGACGGCAGCAGCAGCAGCAACAACGCCGGCGCCGCGAGGGUCUCCCGCCGCUGCCGCAACGCCCUGUCGCCGGCGACGCCCUACCUGGCGAGCUUUCUGAGGGGCCUUGCCUACGCGUGCUCGCCCGACGACGCACCCGACGGCUACGUGCUCCUGUGCAUGGCGGAAAACAAGCUGCUGAUCGAUCUGCUCUCGCAGCGCCUCCAGACCCCCUCGACGACGGUCGCGGCCUUUUCGAACCCGAUGGUCUACUGCUACAACUCCUUUCUGGGCCUUCCGGUGGCGCGGCAGGCCGUGUCGUAUUUCCUGGCCAACCGGUUCCUGUACGCGCCAGCCGAGAGCGGCAGCGGUGCUGGCGAAGGCAGGCACUUCCGGGGGCCGUCCCCGAUCAUGGCCGGAACGACCGCCGGCACGGCGCGGGUGAGCCUCCCGCAGGCGCUGCAAUCCAUCAACCCGGCCCACAUUGGCAUCGGGUCGGGGGCUGCCGGGAUUCUGAACGGUAAGAUGCUUCGAAAGAAUCGACAAGACCAAAGCGCAAUGCGGCACCGGUAGGAUCAGAACGAAUCAAAGAAGGCGUUUUCCGGGGUGGAUUACCUCUUUUUUUUCGGUGCUAAUGGAAGUUUUAUAUUGUUUCUUUGGCUUACCUGGUUCUAGCUCUGUUCUUUCUUCUGGGCGACGAGGGCGAUGCCUGUCUGAUUCCGGCGCCAUACUAUGCCGCGUUCGAGAGCGACCUGCGGAUCGUGGCCAGGGUGGUUCCGUUCGCGGUCCACAUGGCAGAUCCGGCAAGCGGUCCCUCCGCGAGCGAACUCGAUCUGGCCUUUAUCGAAGCAAAAUCCGUAAGUUGCUUCCUCCCAUUUUCGUGCUUCCUGUUUUCAAGAUAGUAGUUUUGACGCCGUUGUUUUUCGUGGGUUCUUUGUACCAAACCCUGGAGCUUCUUGUUUGAUUCACAUUCUGUGUUGCUUGCUUCUCUCAAUCAACCCCUCCGGUGUGCUGUUGUUCGGCACCAAAUCGCUUGGUCGUAUAACAGCAACGGCUCAAUCCCAGAUUCUUGUUGAUCACGAACCCAAACAACCCGCUGGGCGUCGUUUACAGCAGCACGAUUAUGCGGAACGCCGUCGCGUGGGCCCGGAAACGAAAGGUGCACACCAUCGUCGAUGAAAUCUACGCCCUCUCUACCCACCGCAGGCACGGCCACGGAUUCGAAUCGAUCAUAAGCAUCCUGGACAACCGGCUCGGCAACGACGUGCACUUUGUCUGGUCGGUGUCCAAGGACUUUGGUGCCAGCGGGCUGCGGUUCGGCGUGGUGUACAGCCAGAACGAGACGCUGCUCGAGGGACUCGCCAACCUGAACGUCUUUAGUGGGGUGAGCAACCCCAUCCAGAUGGUUGUCUCCGAGCUCCUGACGGACGACGAUUUCCUCGACACGUACCUGGACGAAUCGAGGGCCCGGCUCCGCCGGUCGUACCACAUUUGCAUCGAAAAGCUGGAGGAAAUGGUCCUGCCCUUUGUCCCGGCCGUGGCCGGGCAGUUCGUCUACGUCGACUUUAGCUCGCUGCUGCCGCAGAAGACGACCGAGUGGGAGCAGAAGCUGUCCGCGCUCCUGAUCGACCACGCCCGGCUCGUGCUGACCCCGGGCGAGUCGCAGCGGGAGCGGACGCCGGGGAUGUUCCGGAUCUGCUACGCCUGGGUCACCCCGGAGGUCCUGGAAAUCGGGAUGGAGCGGCUCAGCCGGAUCGUGGCAAAAAUCCGGCGCAUGGACUGGUCCGAUCUGAACGAGUCGACGCUCUCGGGAGUCAUCAUAUGAGAGCGGCCCGGAGCUUUGGCACCGCCAAAUUAAUAGAGCAUUGUAAUCAAC
Pseudo-nitzschia multistriata is the source of this 2251-nucleotide messenger RNA. The record is from the annotation of a GenBank genome assembly. Lineage: Eukaryota; Bacillariophyta; Bacillariophyceae; Bacillariales; Bacillariaceae.